AUGAACAUGCACAACAACUCCAUGGUGUUUCAGUUCUCCAGUCCUAAUGACACCCCAUCUGCUGGCCCCUCCAGUCGCUCAUCCACUCCAGGCAGUAGUUAUGCCAAUGGCUUCAACGGUGCAGGCCACUUCAUCGAGCGUUCGAAUAAUGUUCAGCAUCGCUCUGUCGUUCCUCAACCAAAGCGAAGGAGAACCGAAGACAGCGAGGGUGUUCACAAUUUUAUGACUCCUCCAGCAACACAGGGCGGAAGUGGAAUUUUGGGUCAAUAUGUUACAGACAAGCGCAAAGAAGCCAAUAGUUCAACUGCGUCACCAGCCAUGACAGUUGAUCUGACUAGUGGUAAGACCCGUCGAGAGUCUCUCUAUGCAAUGUUGCUAACACGACCAGGAAAUGACGACGAGGACAUAGUCCUUCAAGAUCCACGCGAGGAAGAGGUGUGCUACGGAAUGAUUAAGGCUUCAUUGGGCUGCACCCGAGUCCCUUCGCCAAAGCCAGGCACCCAACAGAGUGUCUGGGGUCCAAACUACCAGCCCGCAAUCAAAGUUGUGCUCAAGAGGCAGGUAGGUGAUACAUCGCUAAAGAUACAAGCCUACGAUCACACACGGCAGAUCAUUGGCCUGGUAGAGAACCAAGGUGCUCGUGCCGUUGCGCCUCUUCUCGACUCAAACAUUCACCUGAGAACGGACAGCCGAAUCCCGCCGCAACCAAAAAAGGCUGGCGAGGAGCCCGGCCAGCCCACCUCACGAUCCUAUACCCUCGACAUCGUCAUGUAUGGGCCCCUCAAGUACGCUAGGAACGUAGGCGCUCAUCUGAGCAAGUUUGGCCUGAAGCUGCUGGCCCCUUAUCUCGUCCAGAAGGGAAUUCGUGUUCAGAACCCUCAUGUUCUCGAAUACCGUCCCCCACCUCCAAAGGUAUAUUCUACUGCGCCUACUAACGAUGGGCAAAAUGCCUCUUAUACCAGCACCUUCAGCAACCGAACCGUGGAGGAGAUUCGUUCAGAAGUUAUGGGCGUCUUCGAUUCCCUCACACGAAACGAUGAUUUGCCAGAGAUGGAACCUAGUCAGAAUAUCCUGACGCCUCUGCUUAAGCAUCAGAAGCAAGGUCUGUUCUUCAUGAUGACCAGAGAAAAGCCCCGCGAGGCACAGGCAUAUGAAAAGACUAUGGUUUCCUUCUGGCAAGAUAAAUAUGGCCCCGCUGGCCAGCGGAUAUACUUCAACGUCAUCACUGGCCAGAAUCAGGCCAGACCGCCAGCUGAAACUCGGGGCGGAAUUCUGGCUGAUAUGAUGGGUCUUGGUAAAACACUCAGCAUCUUGUCCUUGAUCACGACAUCCACCGAUGCUGCGUAUGAGUGGGAACGACAAGCACCCGUCCAGCCAGAAGCGCCCGAGCAGAAACCGACGAAGCACGAGGUCCUAUCUCAGCAGCCAACACUUGCCUUGACUCCGUUGAUGAGGAACGCGAAGACCACCUUGCUUGUCUGUCCUCUCAGUACGGUAACAAACUGGGAGGAACAGAUCAAGCAACACAUUCGACCUGGUGCUCUCGACUACCACAUCUACCAUGGCCCAAACAGGAUCAAGGACCCUGCAAGACUCGCAAACUUCGACCUCGUGAUUACCACCUAUGGCUCUGUAUCGAAUGAACUCAGUUCUCGUCGGAAGAAGAAGGAUGGCCAAUAUCCAUUGGAGCAGAUUGGCUGGUUCAGGAUCGUGCUGGAUGAAGCUCACAUGAUUCGUGAACAUAGCACUCUCCAGUUCAAGGCCAUCUGUCGACUCCAGGCAGACAGACGAUGGGCCGUCACCGGUACACCCGUGCAGAACCGGUUGGACGACCUUGCUGCCUUAUUGGCCUUCCUUCGGCUUCACCCAUUCCACGAUCGAACCAAGUUCCUUCGGUACAUUGUGGAGCCAUUCAAGGCAUGCGAUCCUGAGAUUGUGCCUAAACUCCGAAUCCUCGUAGACACAAUCACGCUACGUCGACUGAAAGACAAGAUCGACCUGCCUCCUCGAGAGGACCUUGUAGUAAGACUUGAUUUCAGUCCCGAGGAACGCAGUAUCUACGAUUUGUUCGCAAAGAAUGCUCAGGAUCGAGUCAAGGUGCUCGCUGGAACUAAUAAUGGCCAGGCACUUGGCGGUAAUACCUACAUUCACAUUCUCAAAGCAAUUCUACGACUUCGGCUACUCUGUGCGCAUGGAAAGGAUUUACUCAAUGACGCCGACUUAGACACAUUGCAGGGAAUGUCGGCAGAGAUGGCAAUCGAUAUUGAUGAUGACGACGAUGAUGACAAACCAGCACUUUCCGAUCAGAAAGCACAUGAGAUGUUCACAUUGAUGCAGGAGACGAACAACGACGCAUGCAUUCAAUGCAACAGGAGGAUCAGCUCCAACGAGAGCUCUAAUAUUGAAACAGAAGGCCAGGAUGACAUUCUGGGUUACAUGACGCCUUGUUUCCAUGUCAUUUGCCGAAACUGCGUCAAAACGUUUGAGGAACGGGCCAGGGCUCUGAUGCCAGAGGGCGAGAACAGUGGAUAUUGUCCAGUCUGUAAUGCCUAUGUGAGACAUGCUUUCGUACAGCUUCACCGAAGGGAGGUGGACGCGGAGCAUGACGGUCCAGCUAAGCCCAAGUCACGAAAUGCCGUCAAGAAUUUCGACAAGUAUGGCGGCCCGCAUACAAAGACUCGUGCUUUGAUCGAAGAUCUUUUGAAGUCCAAGGCAGCGACUGAGGCAAACCCGUCUGAACCUCCGUACAAAUCGGUGGUUUUCUCAGGCUGGACUUCUCAUCUGGACCUCAUUGAGCUUGCACUCAACGCCAACGGCAUCGUGUUUACUAGGCUCGACGGCAGUAUGAGCCGCACACAGCGAACUACCGCCAUGGACAGAUUCCGCGAGGACAACACUGUGCAUGUGAUUUUGGUAUCAAUCAUGGCCGGUGGUCUGGGUCUGAACUUGACUGCUGGAAACAGCGUAUACGUGAUGGAACCGCAAUACAACCCGGCCGCCGAGGCUCAGGCUAUCGAUCGUGUCCACCGACUGGGACAGAAGCGUCCUGUCCGCACCGUUCGAUACAUUAUGCGGGACAGUUUCGAAGAGAAGAUGCUGGAGCUUCAGGAGAAGAAGAUGAAGCUUGCCAGCUUGAGCAUGGACGGCCAAAACAGGAGCUUAGACAAGGCGGAGGCAGCUCGGCAAAAGUUGAUGGAUCUGCGUAGUCUUUUCAAAUGA
Molecule: messenger RNA, 3219 nt
Organism: Fusarium musae
Lineage: Eukaryota; Fungi; Ascomycota; Sordariomycetes; Hypocreales; Nectriaceae
Exons: 1
Coding region: 1-3219 (1072 amino acids)
Molecular function (GO): ATP binding; ATP-dependent chromatin remodeler activity
Source: RefSeq, a predicted model, not a curated record